AUACCACUUUUUCAAAAAGCAGAUGAUGCAGGUAUCUUGGGGCCACAACGUUAUCACAUAAUUUUCUGCUAACAUUGUUAACCAGAAAACUGACUUCAUUUAUUGACCCCUCAUUUUGAAGUUAUGUUAUGAGAAGGAGCUUAGCACCGAGUAAAUUAAAUUGUACAAGAGAGUCGUCCAGUGCACCUGAGCCAUCGCUGAAAAAGUACAGAACUGUUUUGCAUGAAAAAAACGUUCCAGACCAUUCUCCAAUUGACUCCAACUCUUUCAGAAAGUCAUCACCUGCAUGCAACUACCCCGAUUCUCACGAAAAUCUUAUUCGCAAUAUAUUAUCAAAGCCUUUUCGAGUGCCAAUUAUUAACUAUAAUGGUAGUUCAAGUGAUUUAAGGGUCUUGGGUGUUCGUCGUAAUACAUCUAGGGUUGCUUUACAUGACCCUUUUGAAGAAGAUGCCCUAGUUUUGUAUUCACCUCCAGAAGUGACAGCCCAUGACGCUCUUAAACAAGAAUCGACUAAGAAGCUUGUUCAUGUCGUUGUCGACCCAAUGUUAUCGAAAAUUCUUCGUCCUCAUCAGCGUGAAGGUGUCAAGUUUAUGUAUGAUUGUGUUACUGGUGUACAAAUACCUAACAAUCAUGGAUGUAUAAUGGCAGACGAAAUGGGUCUUGGUAAAACAUUGCAAUGUAUCACAUUAAUCUGGACAUUAUUGCGUCAAGGUCCGGAAGGUAAACCAAUAAUCGACAAGGCAGUAGUUGUUACGCCUAGUAGCUUACUAAGAAAUUGGUACAACGAGUUUCAAAAGUGGUUACACGGGAAAAUACAUCCAUUGGCUAUUGAUUCUGGGAGUAAGGAAGAUAUUGAUAGCAAAUUAGCUGGUUUUCUUUCACAAGCCGGACGUCGAAUUCCGUCGCCAAUAUUAAUUAUCUCUUAUGAAACUUUUCGAUUGCAUGCUUCCGUUUUACACAAAGGUUCUGUGGGUCUGGUUCUCUGUGAUGAGGGCCAUCGUUUAAAGAACUCUGAAAAUCAAACAUAUCAAGCACUAGUUCAAUUAAAAUGUCCACGUCGUGUACUUCUUUCUGGGACACCAAUUCAGAAUGAUUUACUGGAGUAUUUCAGUCUAGUACACUUUGUCAAUAUGGGAUUACUGGGUACAGCCAGUGAAUUUAGACGUCGUUAUGAAAUACCCAUUUUGCGUGGACGUGAUGCAGAUGCUACAAAGGAAGAUCAAAAGAAAGGUGAAGAGAUACUGCAGGAACUUUUAGGUAUUGUGACACGGUGUAUUAUCCGUCGGACUCAGGCUCUACUCACAAAAUAUUUACCUGUGAAAAUUGAACAAGUAGUUUGCUGCAAUUUAGUUGGAAGUCAGCGUGAGGUGUAUUCAGAUUUUGUUAAACGAAUGGUACGUGAAGUUUCACUGAAAAUGAAUAGUGCAGAUGAUUCGCGUAAUGAUAAGUCUAGUCUGGCAUCUAUAACACAUUUAAAAAAGCUAUGUAAUCAUCCAGAUUUAGUAUAUGAGAAAAUGGCAGCAAAUACUGAUGGCUUUCAUAAUGCCCUUAGUUAUUUUCCAGCUAAUUAUCAAGGCUCACUUGAAUCUAACGCUUCUGUAAAACCUGAACUAUCUGGUAAAUUUCAAGUUCUUGACUGUCUUUUGGCCGUAAUUAAGUCUACAACGUCUGAUAAAGUUGUCCUCAUUUCAAACUACACUGAAACAUUGGAUCUCUUUGAACGUUUGUGCCUUCAAAGAGGGUAUAAUUUUGUACGACUAGACGGUACAAUGACAAUAAAAAAACGAGCAAAAGUUGUCGAACAGUUUAACAAUCCAACUUCACGUGAUUUUGUCUUUAUGUUGAGCAGUAAAGCUGGUGGCUGUGGUCUUAAUUUAAUUGGUGCUAACCGUCUUGUUAUGUUUGAUCCUGAUUGGAAUCCAGCUAAUGAUGACCAAGCAAUGGCACGUGUAUGGCGCGAUGGUCAGAAGAAACAGUGCUACAUUUAUCGUCUCAUUUCGGUAGGUUUUUAUUAACACUCUUGAACUAGUUAUUACGUUAUUUUAUAUCGGGUGGAAGAUGGUGCACUGCCAUUCUAACCACCAUUCUGUUGUCAUCGAAUAUUUUAACUGGAUGAGUAUAUUGCUGUAGCAUUAGAAGCAUAUCAGUAUAAGCGGUUUCUAAUGAAUUGUUAAGGUUUGUUUCUUGUAUCGCGGACUAACUUUGACUAAACAACUAUUGAGAACUACAAAGCGGUGGUUAGCUGUUUCAUCCUAUUAUAGGACUUUUAUGCAUUUCGCAUCUAUGGCCUCGUUGGAGAUCGUAUCCAGGAUCUUCGGGUACCUAUAAGAAGACCUGAAAGUCUAGCUAAGGUCAUUUUGUGACGUAAACUAUAAGUAUGAGAAGUAGUUGUUUUUAUCUGAGACUUUUGCAUCUAUUCAAUUAUAUCAGUAUUCUGUAUUGAAUAUCUUUUCAAAUAAAGCUCGUUAUUCAUUGUUUACUUUCACAAUUAUCAUGGAAUUUUAGACAGGUACCAUUGAAGAGAAGAUGCUUCAACGUCAAGCGCAUAAAAAAGCUCUUAGCAGUUGUGUAGUUGAUCAACAGGAAGAAGUCGAACGUCACUUUAGUCUCGAUGAUUUGAGAGAGCUUUUUAUGUACCAUUCUGAGACGUUAUCGGACACUCAUGAUAGAUUCAAAUGCCGUCGUUGUGUCAAUUCUGUACAAAUAAAGCCUCCACCGGAAGGAACAGACUGUAAUUCAGAUUUUUCCCAAUGGAAUCAUUGUUACACGAAAAAGACGUUGAGUGAUUCAGUCCUGAAAGCAACUUGGGAUACUGGGUGCAUAUCAUUUGUAUUUUGGCAUUAUUCCCAUGAAGAACAACGUAAAACUGUAUAGUAUUUUUGUUUUAGUUGGUUGUAACAUAUGAUUGAUUUUCUUGAUUUUUUCAUUGGUUCUCUUAUGGUAUAAUGAAUUCAAUUUGUAAAAUUUUCUUAUUUUUGCAUUCAAUCGGAAGACACCAGGACUCUUUCUGUACUUCUUUUACAAUACAUGUGUUUUGCUUUUUUCAGCUUUCAU
Molecule: messenger RNA, 3054 nt
Organism: Schistosoma margrebowiei
Lineage: Eukaryota; Metazoa; Platyhelminthes; Trematoda; Strigeidida; Schistosomatidae
Source: the annotation of a GenBank genome assembly